Enterobius vermicularis (human pinworm) is the source of this 4236-nucleotide messenger RNA. The record is from the annotation of a GenBank genome assembly. NCBI's taxonomy places the organism in Eukaryota, Metazoa, Nematoda, Chromadorea, Rhabditida, Oxyuridae.
AUGUCAGUAAUCGAUGAGGCUGAAGCUAAGGAUAACCAGCGUUUUUUUCAAACCCAAACAGCCAUAAAUUCACGCGUAUCUGUCACACCAGGGAUAGCUUCUCCAUUACCUCGUUCUGUUCUUAAGACGUUGAGAGGCCAGACAGGUACUCAUGUUAUUAAUUCCAGUCCAAGUAUAUCACAGAAAGCUCACCUGCUUGGUUCGGUUGUAAAUGCUCCAGUACAACCAUCUACGUCCCAGUUUAGUCGUUCUUCCACACCAAAAGUUAUUUCCGGAAGACCAUCGUCUGCUAUGUCGACACAUUCAGUUUUUAAAACACUCCCAACAACGAACGAAGGGUCCAUUAUUGUAAGCGACGAUUUGCCGCAACCGAUGGCGGUGAUCUGUCGACAAAUGCAACAGCAAGAACAACAACAGAUGCGAUUAGGUGUAGCUCAACAGCAGUCUGCGUUUUCCCUUCCUCGUCCUCGUGAUUAUGAUCAGCGAGCGCAUGGAACUACAAAUCCAGUUGUAAACUUGGAUCCUCGUUACUUCAAUCCUGCUGCAUGUCGUUUGCGCCCUGUUGUGAAUCGUUCUUCUACUCCUGGGCAGCAAAUACUACCUGCUGUUGCAGCAGUGAAUAAUUCUUUGAGGUUUUCUCCGCAGACCCGAAAUCUUAUCGGUAUUGUGGAAAGUGGGGAUUCUUACCGGCCUUCUAUUAACCGUGUGAUCCCAAACUCGGCUUCUCCUUUCGAGGCGGAAGUUAGUAUAUCGUUAACACAUGAUAAGCCAGUCUCCAGCUCUUCGGCCUGCUUUUCUGAGACUGUAACGGCGUGUGACCCUUCCACUUCGUCUACGUCAGUUUUUCCCACCUCAAGUUCUUCAGGUUCUCCGCAGUUAAAUAAUUCUUUGUCGUCACCGCAUCCUGGCCCAAGCCCGCGUCCUAGUAUUUUGAGAAAAACUCGCGACCCAGCUUCAGGUUUCGAAUUAGUACCUUUAUUUUCAGUUGCAGUAUUCGUGUUGAAGGAUGAAGGGUGUACAUUUUUUGAAGGUAAUAGUGCCGCUGUGCGACGACUCGCUUUUGAUACUCCAGUUACUCGUCCAGCCUCUUGUUCAGAUAAUAUGCAGUUGUCCUCGGGGUUUAAUGACGAUCCGGCCAGUCCUCUACCCAAGUACAUGAUGUAUGACGGAAGCAGACCUUCUGGUUUAGUUUCUACGCUGGAUACUCUUUCCAGAGUGUUAUCAAUAAACGACCCUAAUGUUAGGAAUGCGCAACAAAGUCCUUUUGGGAGUUUGAACUUACCGAAAAAUGCUCUUGAGAAAGUUGGGAACAGUCCACAACGUAACUCUGAACCAGAUACUCCUCGGAAACGUAUGCGAAAGCAGAAAUUUGACUCUUCACAGGCACCGGAAAAAAUAAAAAUGGAAGUGAGCGUGCAGCUUGACGGUAAUAACGUUGAUGUUCAGAAGAACGAGGUUCCUUUGUGGAAAUUGGCACCACCAGGACAGCCAGCUUCUUCAUCACUGGGUGCUAAAACUAAUGAGAAAAGUACACGACGUCGUGGUCGGCCACGAACAGAUUCACGUGUUGAGUCUCCAGUAGUUGCCUCAACGUCCUUCGUUGAUGUGGACACAUUGACCACUGAAGGUUCUAAACCUAAGAAGACGAAAAAGCAUCAAGUGAAUGCUAAGACUUUUGUAAGCGCUGAGACGACUUUGUCAGAAAAUAUUAAUCCAGCAGGGAACACGGUGAUAGAUCUUAAUGUUUUGAAGGCAUCUGCUACUGACUCAUUGCGUAUUCAUGACGCGGAAAAUGCAACCAACAAUUUCCGGAACUUUUUCCAGACUCUACAGAGUAAUGGAAAUCAAGAGAUAAGCUCGGUAGAGGGACGGUGUAAUAAUAUUACCGUUUCACAGUCAUCUGGAGACCGUUCUGUAGCACCAAAGUUGGAUAAUGGUUUAGAGCCAGUGUGCGGAAGUAAGGGAGAUGGGUCAAAAUCAAGGCAAAGUGAAGUUUUAACGGUCGAGGCUAGGAAAGAACCGUUGUUUUUAGAUGGUUCAGAGAAUUCAUCUGACCUUAGUCCGAUUGAAAUUGGUUACACUUCUCCGACGAUCACAACAAGUAUGAUGUGCAAAAGAAAAGAAGGAGACUUCGUAAAAAAUGCUUGUCCUAUUGUUAGUGGUGCUAGUAACUCUUCUCAAACUCGUCCCCAUUUAGCUCUAAACACUUUUAAUGGGAUGAGAAAUGUUCGGUUCAACCACUUUGACAAAGUCGAAACCGUCAAGCUAGCAGAACAAAAAGUACUUUGUCUGAAAGCUGCAAAAAAGAAAUUCAAGGAACAAGAAAAAUAUAAUAUGGAGCGUAAGUUGAAAGAACGUAAGGAAAUAAAGGCGAUGCUGCUCGGGAAAGCGAAGACUUCUGGGAGUCAAGCACUUACAACUGAGUGUGUUCUGUUCAAGAAGUUUUCCGAUGUAUAUUCUGAAGCUUUGGAGGCUUCAACUUCGGAAUUUUUUGAUGAAUUAGGAAAUGUUCUUGAAACGCGAAAGUGCACUGGCUCCUUUGCAACGAAUUCGACCUCAGAGGGUUGCAGGGAGGAACUCGGGGUAUUCAGAAAUAAUUGUAUUUCUUUAUCGAGCUCAAAUACAAAUAGGGAAAUUGGGCCUUCUUUUAUUCAUCGGGAAUCUUCUUUGAAUGCUUCAUGUUCAAAACAGCCUUCCCCAUGUGAAACGAGAAACAAGGAGUAUGAAAGCACUGCGAUUGCUGAUCUUUUAAACGAACUAAUUGGUGAAGUUGCAGCUUUAGCAGCCUCUGGCGAUAUUCAUGGUGCAGCAGAUAGCUUUUUGGUACAGAGGACGGAUUUGCCAAAAGCAACAGCAAAUGGCCUUGUAGAGGAUGUUCGUAUACAUUCUGUUAAAGUAAGGAGCGAAGAAAAAUUUGCUGAAAGAAAUUCGAAAUAUUUUUUAUCUGACCAAGGUUGGGAUGAGUACAUUGGAAAAGAGUUAGAAGAAGUUGAAAGUGCCUUAAGACUGUUGGGAAAGGAUGAUGAAAAGAACGAAAUGGAUCAGAGUUUGUCAAAGCUAGCGCUGAGAAGAAUUAUCACGACAUUUGAUUCUUUGCGGCGUGCUGAGAUCAAUGAAAGCGAGGAUGUUGUUGAACUGUUAUAUAUAUUCCUAGGAUUUUUGAAAGUUUUGGACACACGUAGCUGUGAGCAACUCAACAAGGACUUUGAAUUGCUAUGCAAUGCGGACGACAGCAAAGAGGCGCGUGAAAAAAAACGUUUGAAUCUGAUCGAAACAUUUGCUGUGCAGAUUCCUAGAGCUCAUACUACGUUGAAAAAAGCGACUCCCUAUAUUGCUUCUUCCUCAACAAAUUUUCGUCCAUCUGUUGCCCUUGUGAAUGACCUUUUUGAGGUUAAGCGGAAAGGAGAAGGAGAUUCUUGGGUGGAAGAAGAGAGGUCAUUUUUCGUGAAUCAACGGAUUGAAAAAGAACGUCCAACAUUCAAGAGGUAUUCUGGAGAGUUUAAUUUUGAGGCUGAACUUGAGGGCUCGGAACCUGACUAUUUGACAUCAGUGCUAAAGGACUUGUAUGAGAAACGAACGGGGUCUGUCUUGUCCAGGCUAAGGCUUGACACACGUGGGAACGAAAUUCCCAAUGGAUUUACAAAGAACGUUGCGUUUUCAAAGAUGUACUCAAAAAACCUUUCUGAAGAAGUGACGAGAAGGGAUGUUUGCAAAUACUUGCUGGAUGAAGGUGAGGAUAGUGGUCCUGUUAUAAGUGGUCAAACAUCUUCGCUGGACGGAAGAGUUUUCAAUAUCAACAGUUUUCCGAAAGGUCUUGCUGACUCCUACACCAUGAGUAAAAGUACCGAAGAUUUACCUGUUGCUGCAAAUGGUAUUUCUUCCAAGUCUUGGGGGAAGUGUGUCUCCGAACGUGGGAUUUUUAACGGGACAGCGCUUGGGAAUUCGACAGUGCCAACGUUAACAAGAAGCGACCGUCUUCAUUUACGAAAUCGUAUGCGGAACAUUCGUGAGCAGUUUGCUUCCCUGUUGCAAACUCUACAUACAAAUGAGAUGUUGGCGAGCACAGCUUUCGAAGUUUUUAACGAUCAUGCGGAUGACUUGUUAGCGGACAUUUUACCUUCUACACGGACUGAAAGCGAAGGGAGUGAUGGUGCUAGUGAGCACUCUACAAAUGAUGAUGACUUGAGAGAGUUGGCUGAAACACCUGUCUCAGUAUCUCUUCCACCGUCUCCUUAA